Prunus armeniaca (apricot) is the source of this 1446-nucleotide messenger RNA. The record is from the annotation of a GenBank genome assembly. NCBI's taxonomy places the organism in Eukaryota, Viridiplantae, Streptophyta, Magnoliopsida, Rosales, Rosaceae.
AUGUCUUGGCUGAUCCAUUUUUGGAGGAACAAGACGAACGGGAGAUUUGAAGUGUCUCUGCCCCGAAUAAAAUCAAACAACCCCAUGCUGUGUCUCGUUUGGGAAGAGAUUGCAAUUCUUCAUGACCCGGCUGAAUCCUACCAAGCUCGAUCUAGUGCUGCAGCUUCACUCGGUGAUAUGGCCAGGGACGACGUGUACAGGAAGUUGAUCGUCCUGGAAUGUGGAGUCGAGGCGUUGUUGAAAUUGAUGGAGGAGGGUCCAAUGGAAGCCAAACAGAGCGCUGCCAAUGCCCUGGGGUUUGUGGGAUGGUCCUCGGAAUGUGCCGGGAUAAGUGUCGAUGUAUGUAAAGUGUUUGCGAAAAUCCUCAGUGAAGGUUUCAUGAAAGUUCAGGCUGAUGUGGCCUUCGCGGUGUCACUGAUCGCAGAAAGAAACCCCAAAUGUAAAGAUGCUUUUGCAGAGCACGAUGUUGUCCGCUUGCUUGUCGGCCAUCUUGCAUUCGAAACUGUUGGAGUGCAGAGCAGCAAAACCCAUAGCAAUGACAAUGACAAUGCCAAUGCCAAUGAAGACCCGGACACCGUAGCGCAAAUGAAAGCGAUGGCAGCCAGAGCCCUUUUCAGACUAGCCGAGGAUAACUCAGCCAUUUGCCGUAUCCUCGCAGAAUCAACAGCACUAUAUAGUUUUGCAGUACUUCUGGAAAAAGGUUGUGAAAAUGCUCAAUUAUAUUCUGUCGAUGCAUUAAUGGCGAUCAAGGAAGUGGCAGAGAAAGAUGCUGAUUUGAGAAUAAGAUGUGACUUCAGUCCUAAUUCCCCCACUUGGAAAUAUGUUGUUGAUCAAUUAUUACUGAAGAUCACCGAGAAGACAGAAGACUCACGCUUCCAGAUCUCAUGCAUCCAUGCUAUUGGGAAUUUGGCAAGGACAUUUGGGUCAAUAGAGACAAGAAUGAUUGGCCCAUUGGUGCAGCUUCUCAAUGGAAGAGAAUUUUAUGUUACCAAGGAGGCUUGCAUUGCCCUCGCAAAAUUAGCUCGGACAGAUAACUAUUUUCACAUUGAACAUUCCAAGGCAAUAAUAAGCGCUGGAGGUGUUAAACACUUAAUCCAGAUUUUGUAUGAUAAGAAAGCUGAAUAUGCGUUGGUUCUCAUCUGCUAUAUUGCACUGCACGUACCAGACGACGAAGAGCUUGCCCAAGCUGAGGUGCUUGCAGCGCUAACGUGGGCAUCCAAGCUAUCUUUUAUGACCGUACAUAAAGAGCUGGACAGAUUGCUGUGCAACAUUCCAUCACAUGUACCAGACUGGGAAGAACUUUACCAGGCUGGGUUGGUCCCGAUGCUUGCAUGGGAAAUCAAUGGAUGUUAUUUGUCCGAAGAAGACACACUGCGCACAUUGUUACAAGAGGCUAAGAGUAGGUUGAAUCUUCAUCAGAACAAGGGCUCACGGGGGGUCAAUUGA